Molecule: messenger RNA, 690 nt
Organism: Mesorhabditis belari
Lineage: Eukaryota; Metazoa; Nematoda; Chromadorea; Rhabditida; Rhabditidae
Source: the annotation of a GenBank genome assembly
AUGUUGUCCCGUAUUUCUUCUCGAGUCUCCCGCCUCAAUGUUGCGGCUCCUGUUCAGCUUGGAGCAAUACGGCAAAAGGGAACCUUCAAUUGGGAAGACCCUUUUGAUUUGCGUAGCCAACUUAAUGAAGAAGAGCGCACGCUGAUGGAUCAAACGAGAGAAUAUGCGGCAGCUAAACUGUUGCCACGUGUCACCGAGGCCUAUCGUCACGAGAAGUUUGAUAAAAGCUUGAUCCCUGAAAUGGGAAAGAUGGGACUUUUGGGUGCUCCUUACGAGGGAUAUGGAUGUGCUGGUACUACCACUGUCGGUUACGGAUUGAUUGCUAGAGAAGUCGAACGCGUUGAUUCCGGAUACCGAUCGACGAUGAGCGUUCAAACUUCACUCGUAAUUGGACCGAUUUAUAACUAUGGUUCAGAAGAACAACGAAAAAAGUACAUUCCUGCCUUAGCAGCUGGUGAAAAUAUUGGCUGUUUUGGUCUUACCGAGCCAAACCAUGGAUCAAAUCCAAAUGGUAUGGAAACACGAGCUCGAUGGGAUGAAAAGACGAAAACUUACAAAAUUACUGGCACAAAAACAUGGAUUUCAAACAGCCCAGUCGCCGAUAUUUGUAUUGUUUGGGCUAGAAGCGAUAGCAGCUCGAUCAAUCGUCUUCGAUUUAUUGCCAAGCAUGUUGCGUUCUUCGUCUUUUCA